AUGGCGCCGCUGGACCCAUUUGAGGUUGCAAAGCUACUGAACAGCAUUACGCGCAUGGACCCUGACAAAAGGAAGCAAGUACUAGAGAGCAUUGCGCGCAUGGACCCUGACAAAAGGAAGCACGUACUAGAGAGCAUUGCGCGCAUGAACCUUGACGAAAGGAAACGAAUACUAGACAGCAUUGCGGGCAUGGAUGAAGACGAUAGGGAAGGAGUACUAGACAGCAUUGCCCGCAUGUACCCUGACGACUGGAAACACGUGUGGUACAGCAUUGCGCGCAUGAACCUUGACGAAAGGAAACGAGUACUAGACAGCAUUGCGGGCAUGGAUGAUGACGAUAGGGAAGGAGUACUAGAGAGCAUUGCGCGCAUGCGCCCUGUCGAAAGGAAACGAGUACUAGACAGCAUUGCGCCACUGGACCCUUUUCAGGGUGCAAACCUACUGAGCAGCAUUGCGCGCAUGGAUGAAGACGUUAGGGAAAGAGUACUAGACAACCUUGCGCGCAUGGAUGAAGACGAUAGGGAAAGGAUACUAGACAUCAUUGCGCGCAUGGAUAAAGACGAUAGGGAAAGAGUACUAGACAGCAUUGCGCGCAUGGACCAUGUCGAAAGGAAGCGAGUACUGGACAUAAUUGCGCGAAUGGAUGAAGACGAUAGCGAAAGAGUACUAGACAGCGUUGCGAUUUUGGACCCCGUCGAAAGGAAACGGGUAUUUGAAAGCAUUGCGCGCAUGGAUGAUGACGAUAGGGAAAAAGUACUUGACGGCAUUGCGCGCAUGGAUGAAGACGAUAGGGAAAGAGUACUAGACAGCAUUGCGCGCAUGGAUGAAGACGAUAGGGAAAGAGUACUGGACAGCAUUGCGCGCAUGGACCUUGUCGAAAGGAAACGGGUACUAGAAAGCAUUGAUCAAUUUGAGGAUGGCGUUCGUAGGGAUUUCCUUCAAACUCCUGAGGAACUUGGGGAGGACAUGCGCUCUCAACUUCUGAACCUGAUUCGUAUGGAAGUCCUUUUCUUCCAACUCCACCUCCAUGGCCGACAUAGAAUUCAUCCUGAUGGAAAAAUCCCUCAUGGCAACUCAUUCUCUGGAGACCCGAUGGAUUUGGCUCCUUCAGCUCAUGUCAUAUCCAUGACUCUUCUUUGGAGUCCUUUCAACAGUUAUGCAUCAUCAGUGAAAGGGAAGAUCCAGCCGUGGAGGCGUCUGAGGGAGGAGGGAGAAGCAGAACAAGAUGGGCAAGCCCAUUUCAGUAGUGGGAAUCCUUUCGUUUAA
This is a messenger RNA of Darwinula stevensoni, 1266 nucleotides long. The record is from the annotation of a GenBank genome assembly. NCBI's taxonomy places the organism in Eukaryota, Metazoa, Arthropoda, Ostracoda, Podocopida, Darwinulidae.